Dermacentor albipictus is the source of this 1670-nucleotide messenger RNA. RefSeq lists its product as uncharacterized. NCBI's taxonomy places the organism in Eukaryota, Metazoa, Arthropoda, Arachnida, Ixodida, Ixodidae. The record is from RefSeq and is a predicted model, not a curated record.
UUGCUUCCUCCUGCGCCUCGCUCAGUGUACGAUCAGUGGAGCGGGCCUCAAAUGGGUUAGCCCUCGACUAUCUAUAGCGCAGGUGCAGCUCAAGCAGAUCGAAUUCCGGACUCGGCCACAUGCACGUACCAUAACGAACGAUGUAACCCUUUCCUCGUGGCGCCAGCAUCGGUGAACGCGUGGCGGACAACGUCGGGCAACCCGCUGGCGCCGCGCGCGGGCAGGGCGAACUCUUGUUUCGGGGCUCGCCGGAGCCGCUUUUAAAGCGUUCCGAGGGCACCUGAGCGGGUGGCGCCGUGAUCGCGAGAACAACUCCUCUUCACGUGCCGAGAAAUCUUUUUUUUUUUUUCAGUUCCGUCUGGCGCGUGCGGCACCGGGUGGACCGGGUCCGCGCAGUCGCAAGACACCAGCGCUCUUUGAUCCCGUGCCCGAGCUGAGGGAGCGGCACCAGGAAGAGAAAAAAUAACGAAUUGAGAAACUUUCGCUGACUUGUCUGUUAUGCCUCCACAUCCUUCCCGCUUCCUCUAUUCCCUGGCUGAGCGCGUGCAUCGUCGAGCGUGUAAACUUGCAACGAGGGAACACAGGCCGAGCAAGGAACGAUUAUUUACCGUGUGGUCACAGCAUCCGGACUCAAAUCGGCCCAUACAUCACGGUCGCGUGGCAAAACGCUCUGCUGACCGCGCAACAUGACCGUGACCGCACAUAAAGUGGGCGGCAUCGCGCUCGAGUUGUAGAUCUGCGCGAGAGUUCACUGUGUGACGGUGCAACAAGGCUGCUUAGCUCGACUCGGCAGGGACCUGCAAGUGAUUUCGGACUGGUGCGAGGCAUUCCUCGGUAAGAGAUGAGUGCUGGCCGUUCCUCGAGCCACCGCCGCCGCCUCGUGGCCGUGCCGCCGCUGCUGGUGCUGCUCGCGCUGCUGGCUGCAGUCCCUGCGUGUGUGGGCAAGAAGCUGCACAAGAUGGCUGUGCUGGCCGGUGCGUACGGCAUUGGCGCCGGCGGACACUUGCUGGGCGGCCUGGGCCUGCUACACGGCUUGCAUGGUCUCUACAGCCACCACCAUGGGCACCACCACGGCUACCACCACGGUCAUCACUACGAGCACCACGUAUCGUACGCCGUGCCAGUACCGGUGCCGGUGCCAGUGCACGUUCACCAUCUGCACACGGGAUAUCACCAUGACCUCGGCUACCACGGCUUCGGAUACCACAGCGGCUAUGGUGGAUACGGCGGUUGGUGGUGAAGCCAUGAACUAUGACCUCAGCGGAGAGCACCAGCUGGCUUAACAUAAGACCAGAACACCAGGGACUCCGGAGUGAAGGCCUAUGUGUGAAUAUUGCAUGUGACAGCAUGUUCCGACCCGAACGAGCAGGUUACAUAAUGUAAGAAUCAUUUUUUAAGGUAGUUCUCUUAACAGCAGAAUUUCAACCAGCUAUAGCAGGAGUAGCCUUGUGAUGGCUCAGGCUGGAUCCGACCGCAUCCUCAGGAAAGUUGACAGUUGUCUUUUGAUACGCUGCUGAACAACUCGACAAGAUUCUUACUAUCUAUUUGAGAUCAAUGAAUUUCUGACACGCGAUCAAUUUGGCUGUGCCAUUAGUUCCUAGUUUCCACCUGUAUCGCGACAUGCACGCACAACGGUGCAAGCUCAAUAAAUAUAUUUUAGCCACCCGUCC